UCGCUAGUCGCUGUUAUAAGCGUCGGUUUAGCGCUGAGGAACUCAGUCAGGGCUUGUUUACACAUGCGACGGGCGUCUGUGUCAAGUUCCUGACUGCUCGCUGAAGCAGCACGAUGGGAUUUCCCACAGAUAUAAAUUCUAAUUAAACAUAAAAGGUCGUUUUUGUCUUCAGCGGGUUAUAUUUGUAGAUAUCGAUGAUAGUGAUUAGUUUGUGUCGGGUCAGCGCAGGCAGUCCGCUGGAUACCUAUUCAGCGAGGAGGGGCGGUGACCGAGAGCACAUGCCUUCGUUCUGAGCUUCGCCAUUGGUCGUUCAGGGGGCCUUAGCGUAUAUCCUGCUUUCUGAUUGGCGGGCGCGGCUGUCCGUCAGUCUCGGUCCGCGCUGGCGUAUAUAAGCGCGCGGGUCUGCUGUGCCACAGCGCGAGAUGGAGCAGCGCGAGCUCACGCACUUGUGAAUAAUCGAGAGGGCAAAAUCUGUUUUUAAUCGUCACUAUCUAAGAGUACAUCUCAUAUUUACAGUAGCUCAGUACAGGUUUGUAUGCGGCUCAGUGAGCGCUUUAUAUAGUGUGCCGUGUGAGGUAUUUUUGUGUGAGUUUUGCGCGCGUAUUUACUCACAGCGCGAGAAAGGCGGAGAAACGAUCGCGCUUAGUAGUGUGUGUGUGUGUGUGUGUGUGUGUGUGAGGUAACGUACGUGUGUGUUUGUGUCGGAUAGGGGCGGGAGGGAGUGUCUGCAUUAUUCAUGAGCAGUGCGGUGGAUCCUCCUAGGGGGUGUGGUUAUUAAAAUUAGCGGGGCGUGGCGUUGAUUUGAGUGACACAUGGGUCACAAGCACAUUAAUGCAACAAAAGCUACACUGACUAGUCAAUCGUGUUAUUAGAGGCUGAUGGAUGUGCGCCGUGAUGUCCGUUCAGAGUGAGCUUCCGGCCGCCGGCGGGGCGAGUUUGCACACCCGUCCUCCGCCCGUCGCCGUCCAGGAUGAGGUGAGCGCUAACAUGGUGCUAACCGAACUCGCCGGCAAUCACGUGACCCCUCAGGACAGCGACGCGGCGACUCUACACACCGAGCCGAUCAAAAAUGGCCUGCAGACGCAGAAACUGAGCAAGCGGCGCUACACCGUGAGCGUAGGCUUCAAACACCCGAGUCUCAGUAAACGCAGACGCCGCGCAAACUCCGAAUGCGACCCGGUUCUGCCCUCCAACUUCCUGCUGGGCGGGAACAUCUUCGACCCGCUGAAUCUCAACAGUCUAUUGGACGAGGAGGUCAGUAAGGUGCUUAACGCCCAGACGCCCAAAUCCUCGCCGCUUCCCAGGAAAAGCAGAGACCCGGUGGAGAUCCUGAUUCCUAAAGACAUCACUGACCCUCUGAAUCUGAGCGGACGCGGCGGAGACUCAGCGGCGGGCGUCUUGGUGUCGCCUUUAAAGAGCCGGCGCCGACAUCGCAACCGACACCAUCCGGGAGUGACCGCUGAGCCUUCGGAUGGCGAGAGGUCAAAGGUCAACGACGGGUCGGGCGUGUCCGUUAGUUCGGACAAGCCUGUAGAGGCAUCACCGCGUUCUUACGAACUCAACACGUCAAUCAACUGCCGUGACGAAGUGGUGCCGCCCCUUCUCCCACGGCGACGGUCACACCCCUCCUCGUUAAGCUCCGCCCCCCAGGCGCAGCCGUCCAAACACAGGAAGCGCAGACGAACCAACAGCCGUUCGGACCGCCUGUCCAUCACACCGACUAAACAGACAGUCGCGCACAGCCAGGCGUUCCACACUCCUGUUGUGGGCGGAGUCUGCGGAGCUCCGCCUCCAGGGGUGGAGAAAACCCUGCACAAGACACCCCGCACGUUCCAGUACGGAAGCUACAGCCGUUACUACGGUUACCGCACACCGUCGCCGAGCACAGACCCGCGCUUGGCCGUGUUUAGACCCGAGUGGUUCCGCGGGAAGAAGGUCCUGGAUGUGGGCUGCAGUACGGGUCAUGUGACCCUCACUAUCGCCGGGCACUGGAGCCCCGAGCGCGUGCUGGGCGUCGACAUCGACGGAGCGCUGGUGCGCAUUGCCCGCCAGAACCUGCGCUACUUCCUGUCUGAGAUGCCCGGGUCAAGCAGCGGGCCGCCGGGUGAGGGGUCAGAGGUCAGAGGUCAGAUGGGGUUGGCGCCUCUGAUGGGCCUGGAGCUGGAGCGGGGUCAGGCGUUACGCAGGUUUCCUGUGUCCUUCAUGCGCUGCCGUGGACCCAUCGCCGCUCCUCCCAUAAUGCCUCACACCCCCGGCCUGUUCCCCUCCAACGUCUACUUCCUGAAGGGUGACUAUGUGCCGGACAGUGACGAGGCGGUGAUGUCCCAGUGUGCCGAGUACGAUGUCAUUCUGUGUCUGAGUUUGACCAAGUGGGUUCAUCUGAACUACGGUGACGCUGGAAUCCAGAGACUGUUUCACCGCAUCUACAGACACCUGUUACCUGGAGGAGUGCUGAUCCUCGAACCCCAGCCCUGGAGCUCCUACAGCCGCCGCAAGAGACUCACGGAGGUGAUGUACAGGAACUACAGGAGCAUCAGACUGAAGCCGGAUCAGUUCAGCUCUUUCCUGACGUCUGAGGUGGGCUUCAGCAGCUACGAGCUGAUCGGGACGCCUCACAACGGACUUCAGCGGUCGAUUUACCUGUUCCAUAAAGGCCCCGCCUCCAACAGGAAGUGAGUCUCAGGAAGCGGGCCGGCCGGCAUCGGAAUCGUCAUGUGAUCUUCUGAUUUAACACAAACACACAUGGUUUUGUAGCGUUGUGCUUCUAAGGUUUGUUUCUUCCUGUGCCCUGCGGAGGGAGGGCUGGACUACUUCCUGUUUGCUCCGUUUUUAAACGUUAUGCGUGUCAGAGUUUGCUGCAGCGGUGACUGUUUGACCUCUGACCUCAGAUGGGCCGUGAUUGGUGGCUGGUCGGGUCACAUGGACGUGACACAGACUGAGUGGCGUCUCCUGAUGCCGACUGAGGUUCAUAUCUGAUCUGAGCCGCUUCCACGUGUGAAUAAAUCUGAUGUGUUUCUCA
Onychostoma macrolepis is the source of this 3019-nucleotide messenger RNA. RefSeq names its product methylphosphate capping enzyme b (gene mepceb). The transcript has 5 exons. Gene Ontology annotation, molecular function: O-methyltransferase activity; RNA methyltransferase activity; snRNA binding. The record is from RefSeq and is a predicted model, not a curated record. Lineage: Eukaryota; Metazoa; Chordata; Actinopteri; Cypriniformes; Cyprinidae. Gene Ontology annotation, biological process: snRNA modification. The coding region runs from base 883 to 2676 and encodes 597 amino acids.